AUGUCCUUCGACACGAUCCCCAUCCUCGACCUCUCCCUCUCCAAAGACCCCUCCACAAAACCCGAAUUCCUAAAUCAACUCCGACACGCUUUAAUCGAAGUCGGAUUCCUGUAUCUCAAGAAUGUUGGGAUAGCAGAGGAACUCACGCAGGCUGUGAUACGGGAAGGCGUUGCGUUUUUCGAUUUGCCUAUGGAAGAGAAACUCGCAAUCGAAAUGAAAAACGCCCCCUCAUUCCUAGGCUACUCCCGUCUCGACGCCGAAAUCACAGCCCACACAACCGACCACCGCGAACAAAUCGACCUCUCGACCGACCACCCCAUCCCCUCUCCCUCCGACCCCCCGUAUAAAAACCUCUUUGCGCCAACGCAAUGGCCGUCGCCGGCUUACAUGCCGCAUUUCAAAGCCACAUAUUCAGAAUAUAUAAACCAAAUGGGCGUCAUAGCAGCCUACUUCACAACUCUCAUCGCCGAAGCAAUCGGUCUCCCACCCACCGCCUUCGAAAAAUACUGCGGCGGCGAACAAAGCCAUAAAUUGAAGAUUGUAAAAUACCCCGACCUCGCGGAGCUUGGACUUGACGGCGAAGGCCAGGGCGUAGGUCCGCAUAAGGAUAGCAUGUUCACAUCCUACCUCCUCCAAGUAACCAACCAUAAGGGAUUACAAGUACAAAACCUCAGCGGGCAAUGGAUAGACUGUCCGCCUAUACCAGGCACGCUCGUCGUCGCCAUCGGACAGGGUAUGGAAGCGCUCACGCAGGGCGUUUGUAUGUCGACCACGCACCGCGUGCUUUCCCCGCCUCGUGGCCAGGGCGCAAGGUUCUCGGUCCCGUUUUUUCAGGGCGUGAGUUUGGAUGCGGAGUUUGAGGAGCUGAAUCGGGAGGGGAUAGGUAGGGUGCCGGAGGAAAUCAGGGAGUUGAGGAGGGAGGUGGUGAGAAGGAAUGGGGGGAGACUGGAUGAUGUGGAGUUUACGUUUGGGGAGGGGGUGGGAAGUCAUCCGGAUGUGGGGGAGAGGUGGUAUCCGGAGAUUUUGAGGGAAAUUAGGAGGAAGCAGGAGGAGGAGAGGGGUGGAGAGGUGGAAAAAGACCAGGGUGGGAAGGUAGGAGGAGAGGGGAAUGGGGUUGUUAAGGGGUUGGGGAAGGCGGUGGAAGCGCAUUAA
Glarea lozoyensis ATCC 20868 is the source of this 1152-nucleotide messenger RNA. RefSeq names its product Clavaminate synthase-like protein. The transcript has 3 exons. The record is from RefSeq and is a predicted model, not a curated record. NCBI's taxonomy places the organism in Eukaryota, Fungi, Ascomycota, Leotiomycetes, Helotiales, Helotiaceae. The coding region runs from base 1 to 1152 and encodes 383 amino acids. Gene Ontology annotation, molecular function: dioxygenase activity.